This is a messenger RNA of Aspergillus campestris IBT 28561, 569 nucleotides long. RefSeq lists its product as uncharacterized. Lineage: Eukaryota; Fungi; Ascomycota; Eurotiomycetes; Eurotiales; Aspergillaceae. The transcript has 2 exons. The record is from RefSeq and is a predicted model, not a curated record. Bases 160 to 447 code for a protein of 95 amino acids.
GCCCCGCGUAUUAAGAUCUUCUCUGGGGGGCGGGAUUUUGACCAGAGCAAAUGGUAGAUUUUGGCAUGACAGGGUGUGGGUCAUGAUUCAGCAUAUGCAAGGAAUCAAUAACAGCCUCCACCACGCAGGAUGCAUACAUACGAGAAGUGACACAGGUUCAUGCUAUACUACACCGACUCGUUAAGGAAUCCAAAAAGUGCUUGUCUAUAUUCCCUGCUUGUCUAUAUUCCGUUUUACCCUAACGUGACCCCAUGUCAUACACAUCUCGUUCAAAAAAGGAAAAAAAGAAAAUUCCAAAUUGGACCCAGGAUGAUAUCAAAGACAUGCAUUCCGGAACUUCCGGAACAGGGAACUUGUCUUCCAAGCAGAGGAUAUUCUCCCGCCCCUUGCGAAGUAGGCACUUGCUCCAGCUCAAGCCAUGCUUCUUCUUGUGCAGUCAUGCUAUGACCCUUGCAUUGACAUCCCACGCUCUUGUUCAGCUACCAGAUACACCGCUAUUUCACCCCUCGCGAGCUAUGAGGUCCGAUACAUUAAAGCUCUUGGAUUCUUCUUCCACUUAUAUAUUGCCC